Molecule: messenger RNA, 1307 nt
Organism: Anguilla anguilla (European eel)
Lineage: Eukaryota; Metazoa; Chordata; Actinopteri; Anguilliformes; Anguillidae
Gene: anxa1a
Product: annexin A1a
Exons: 13
Coding region: 148-1158 (336 amino acids)
Biological process (GO): positive regulation of G1/S transition of mitotic cell cycle; response to peptide hormone; regulation of interleukin-1 production
Cellular component (GO): plasma membrane; cytoplasm
Molecular function (GO): phospholipase A2 inhibitor activity; cadherin binding involved in cell-cell adhesion; calcium-dependent phospholipid binding
Source: RefSeq, a predicted model, not a curated record
CACCACUGGGAGGGGACUUGGCCAACGCCCUUCGCAGGGCGCGGCUUCCUCAACAUAUAUACCCGCAGAAAACUUGUACCACGCCCCUUGAAUCUCACUCAGCGAAAACCAUUCUCAAUCGGUCCAUUCUCAGAACCUCCCUCCAACAUGUCUUUAAUCAGCUCGUUCCUACAGCAGGUCAUCUACUUGGGGGGGACUGAUGACUCAGCCGCUUCUCAGGGGACCGUGAAAUCCGACCCAAAGUUCAGCCCCAGCGGCGAUGUGGGUGUUCUGGAUAAAGCCAUCAAGGCUAAAGGGGUGGACGAGAACACCAUCAUCGACGUUCUGGUGAAGAGGAGCAACGCCCAGCGGCAGCAGAUCAAAGCUGCCUAUCAGCAGGCCAGCGGAAAGCCUCUGGAUGUGGCUUUGAAGGCGGCCCUGAAGGGGGAGCUGGAAGUCGUGGUUCUGGCCCUGCUGAAGACCCCCGCUCAGUACGACGCUGAGCAGCUCAAACUGGCCAUGAAGGGUCUGGGGACAGAUGAGGAUACCCUGAUUGAGAUUCUGGCCUCCCGGACCAACAAGGAGAUCCGAGAGCUAAAGAAAGCCUACAAGGAAGAAUACAAGAAAGAGCUGGAAGACGACAUCAAAUCCGACGCUGGUGGAGACUUCAGGAAUGGUCUGCUCGCCUUGUGCAAGGCCAACAGGAGUGAGGACAACAUGGUGAACGAGCAGCGUGCUGACGAAGAUGCGAGGGCUCUGUACGAGGCCGGAGAGAAGAGGAAGGGAACCGACCUGUCCGUCUUCAUCGACAUCCUCACCACCAGGAGCGCCCCGCAGCUCCGCAAAACGUUCGAGAGGUACUCAAAGUACAGCAAAGUGGACGUCGGAAAAGCCAUCGAUCUGGAGCUGAAGGGGGACAUUGAGACCUUGCUCACUGCUGUCGUGAUGUGUGCUGGGAAUAAGCCAGCAUUCUUUGCCGAAAAACUCAACCUGUCAAUGAAGGGGUCUGGCACCAGGACUAAAAUUCUGACCCGGAUCAUGGUGAGUCGCUCUGAGGUGGACCUGGAGAGGAUAAAGGAGGAGUACAAGAAGAAAUACGGAAAGACUCUAUACCAGGACAUUCUGGAUGACACCAAGGGGGAUUACGAGAAGAUCCUGCUGGCUAUCUGUGGAGAAUGAGAACUGAUCCUCCUUACUCCGGGAAGAGGAAAAACAAAAAUAGCAUUUACUUAUUCUGCUUUUCAUACCCAGGACAUGUGCAUGGCAAGCAUCAGUGGAGUCUGGAUGACCAGUUAUGUGCAAAUAAAGGUCUUUAUAUUGAUAGCAUA